AUGUCUGCCCAGAACUCUGCAGGCAUCCAGACGCUCCUUGAUGUACGGCCUGCCCUGCUCCUCACCUCGUCACGAGAAUUCCGCACCAAGCGCGUCCGCGAGGCUCGUGACGAGGCGAAGAAGGAGAUUGCAGAUUACAAAGCUUCCAAGGAGGAGGAGUUUAAAAAAUUCGAAGCCGAACACAGCAGGGGAAACCAGCAGGCUGAGGAGGAGGCGUCCAAGGAGGCCGACAAGGAGAUCCAGAUUAUUAAGGAGGCCGGGUCGAAGGGACAGGCGGGCGUGGUGAAGAACCUCCUUAGCGCGGUGUUUGACGUGCAGCCCGUUGCGCCAGAGAAGGAGUAG
This is a messenger RNA of Metarhizium brunneum ARSEF 3297, 342 nucleotides long. Lineage: Eukaryota; Fungi; Ascomycota; Sordariomycetes; Hypocreales; Clavicipitaceae. The record is from RefSeq and is a predicted model, not a curated record.